Molecule: messenger RNA, 1430 nt
Organism: Camellia sinensis
Lineage: Eukaryota; Viridiplantae; Streptophyta; Magnoliopsida; Ericales; Theaceae
Source: RefSeq, a predicted model, not a curated record
AUGGCAUUGAAGUAUCACCAGGGAAGAUGCAGUGCAAACAGAGCUGUGGUUCUUGCCAUUGCUCUCCUUGUCUCCCUCUCACUUUACUUGGAAACAACUCACUCAGCUACUUUCACUGUAGGUGAUUCUUCAGGAUGGGAUUUUAGUGUUGGAGGCUGGAUAAAUGGGAAGCAAUUCAAGGCCGGGGAUAUGCUAACUAUGACCCUAAUGGUUCCUGUGACACUCAUCAAAUGCUUGCAGUCCAUUAAAGAAUAUGCUUUUGUUAAAUCUCCAUACCCUGUUAGAGUAACUUUGGAGAGCCACCUUACAGCAGACCUUCAAGCUAAGGUUGCAGAGACGGUCAUUGAGACGUUUAGAGAACUAUUAUAUUACCUUGUGUUAGGGUGCUUGGAAGAAUUCCCUUCACCAGAAGCCUUAAAGCAUCGAAUUAUUCUUUCAACCAAACCACCAAAAGAAUAUCUUGAUUCUGAGGGGCCAACAGAGAAAGAUUCAACUACUAAAGCUACAUCGGGAAAGGAGUCGCCACACCUUGCAGCUGAGUUGGAUCCUGAUGACAGGGAUGAUGAAGGCAGUGAUGGCUGUGAGCAGAAAUCAUGCCAGCUAGGAGCACGUCAAUACAAGCAUCUGAUUGCAAUUCAUGUUGGGAAACCAAAGAAUGGAUUGAAAGAGGCUUUGAGGGCUGGAAUUGGAAAAAUUAAACGUCUUAGUUUGAGUGAAACAACACUUGAAAAGGCAGCGGAAUCUUAUGGAAUUGACCUUGUGAGGUUCACACAGAAGAAUAUUCUGAGGGUAUACCCAAAGGGGACCCGAGUCUCCAUCCCUAAGGCUAAUUUUAUUUCUUGGUUAGCCAUUCAGAAUAGAUUGAAUAUUGGGGAUAAGCUGAAAUCAUUUGGCAUCUCUCAUGUUGUUACCUAUCCAUUGUGCCACCAACAUUCCGAGGACCACUCUCACUUAUUCUUUAAAUGUCCCUUCUCUGAGAGUGUUUCGUUGUCUAUGAAGGAAAAAAUUGAUGUGAACUGGCUUGCUCUGAACUGGUUUGAUUUGGUCCCCUAUAUUGCCAUGAAUGUGAGGGGUAAGUCCCUUCGUUCCAUUAUAUCCAGACUAGUUUUUACUUGCUCUGUUUAUCGUAUUUGGCUUGAGAGAAAUAACAGAGUUUUUACAAAAGAGAGAGUUCCUGAAGAUAUUGUUGUUGUAAAUAUUGUUGACAUGAUCAAGUUUAGAGUUCUAUCUCUCAAAAACUUGAAGAGAAAUUCAAAGGAUAAGUGGUUUUUGUCCAAAUGGAGACUUCCAACCUCUAUCCUUAAAGAGGCUUCGAGUUUAUGAGUUAGUUGUGUUUUGUAACCUUUUUGUUACAGGUUGUUUUUUCCCACCCAUGUGUGCUGGUAUAUGGCUGCUAUUGAAUUAAAAAAUGUGGAAGAUAGGAGUUUUAA